AGUGGGCGAGGCGCAGUAUUAAAGACAUGCCUUGUUCCGCUUUCCUUCACUGCUCUCCCUCCUUCCUCACUCUCUCUUCCCUGACAUCAGAUCAGCACUAACAUCUUUCACUGUCAUCAUGUCUGCACUUCAGAAUGCCAUGGCCGCACUCAUUGGGGUCUUCCACCAACAUGCUGGUGACGACCAGCUCCUCAACAAGGCUGAGCUGAAGGGGCUCCUGGAUAAGGAGUUUAAAGGCAUGCUGGGGAAUGCAAAGGACCCAAAAAUCACAGAUGAGAUCUUCAAAGGCCUGGACCAAGAUGGCAGUGGAACCGUUGACUUCACAGAGUUUGUCACAAUGGUGGCCUGCCUUACUGCUGUUACCAAUGAGAUGAUUUGCAAAAAGCAGUGAAGAGAUGAGGACAUAUAGGAAGCACCUUUAAGAAAAAUAAAGCUUUUCAUUCUUUUGGA
Messenger RNA from Engraulis encrasicolus (European anchovy), 450 nucleotides. RefSeq names its product ictacalcin-like. The record is from RefSeq and is a predicted model, not a curated record. The transcript is spliced from 3 exons. Gene Ontology annotation, molecular function: calcium-dependent protein binding; calcium ion binding; transition metal ion binding. NCBI's taxonomy places the organism in Eukaryota, Metazoa, Chordata, Actinopteri, Clupeiformes, Engraulidae. The coding region runs from base 119 to 391 and encodes 90 amino acids.